Molecule: messenger RNA, 1199 nt
Organism: Raphanus sativus (radish)
Lineage: Eukaryota; Viridiplantae; Streptophyta; Magnoliopsida; Brassicales; Brassicaceae
Exons: 8
Coding region: 16-1074 (352 amino acids)
Biological process (GO): proteolysis
Molecular function (GO): aspartic-type endopeptidase activity
Source: RefSeq, a predicted model, not a curated record
UUUUGCAGAUCAACAAUGGAACAAAAUGAGCCGAUCAUCAUACGAUUGCGAAAUCAUGAGAACCAAGUGUACACUAGUCUUAUCGGAGUAGGCCCUCACACUUUUCGGGUUUCUUUCAACACAGGGAUGCACGGGAUCUGGAUUCCAGGAAGAAUUCCCCGUGUUGCCAACCAGGUGAAUGCCUACGAUGGAGAUGUGUCACCCACGUACCUCGAAUUUCCUGGAACGUUUGACUCGAUUAGGUUGCGAAAUGGUGCUGUCACCAUAUCCGGGAGGAGGAAAACCGAGUACAUUCUGGUAGGACACACGGGAAACUAUGUUCUGUUUGGUCCACAAGAGUUCGUAGUCUAUCGAAGAGUUGUUCCACGUCAGUUUUACCUUAAUCUUCCCUAUGAUGGGUUUGUGGGACUUGGAUUUACUCCGCCAGCCAAUGUUGAUGCAGUGGGUGCUAAUAAUCCAAUCUGCACGACAAUGAUGAACCAGGGUUUGCUAGGAAGCAAUCGAUUUUCUCUUUAUCUGCGAGAUUACUAUUUUAAUGGCGAUGAUGGUGGACGGCUUAUCUUUGGAGGUGUUAACCAGGGACAUUACUUAGGUCACCACCAAUAUUUUGAUCUCGUCAACAACUUGAACCAAUGGAUGAUUCAUAUGUACUCAGUUUCUGUUGCAGGUCAUCUAGCACAAUUCUGUACUAAAGUUCUCAUAGACAGUGGAUGCAAAUACAUCUAUGGGCCUCCUCAUAUUAUCUACAGAAUCAACCGACAAAUCCUUGGCAGAGAUGUACCACUUCAUGGAACAACAGUACUUACUGAAGGUGAGGCAGCAGGCAUAUUAGAUUGGCCCCAUGUGUCAUUCAACUUCAUUGAAGGUGAUGAGGAUGCUUCUUUAACCAUAGCUCCACACAACUAUGUGAUUGCUGCUGAUACGGAUGGACUAUUCAUCUCGGCGUUCCGACCUUUGGUUUUUCAACCUGGGGAUGAGGGACACUUUGUUCUAGGUCUUCCAUGGCUCCGUCGAUACCACACUGUCUUCGAUUUUGGGCAACAAAGGAUUGGCUUUGCUCUUGCUGUCCAAUAAGCUUAACUUGUUUUUAUGUUAAGUAACCGAUUUCUAUCUCUACAGUUAUACAUUAUGGUUCUGUAAUGAAUACUUAUGACGUUUGCUUGCUAUCUUGAUCUACUUCUAUGACUAUAUUUUAUUCA